Molecule: messenger RNA, 861 nt
Organism: Thyridium curvatum
Lineage: Eukaryota; Fungi; Ascomycota; Sordariomycetes; Thyridiales; Thyridiaceae
Exons: 6
Coding region: 1-861 (286 amino acids)
Biological process (GO): mycotoxin biosynthetic process
Source: RefSeq, a predicted model, not a curated record
AUGGCAGCUUUCAGGGACAAGAACGCUGAAUACGCACCGCUUCACCGAGAGUCUGACCACUUCGAGGACGUGGAUGAAGCGCUUGGCCCUUCCCACAUUGAGGUCCCGCUGAGCAAGCCUCGGAGGAGAUCAUUCGUCUUGAUAUCCCUUGCAUGGGUCUUCUCAUCCAUACUCUUUGCAUUCCUGGGUGGCAUUGCUGGACGCAAGCUUCUCGAUAUGGAUAAGCGAUGCGCAGCUUACACCACGCAAUAUUCGCCUGUCCUCGAUAAUGUCGACGUGCACUACUCCGUCACGCGGUUCAAUGGGUCCUUCAUGCAGGAGAAUAUUUACCGUCGAAAAGGAAGCCCAGAGGUUGAUGCUGCGUGGGAGGCUCUUGGAGUGAACUAUAGGCCCGGCAUCAUCCCGACCGACGUUGGCUUGAAGAGCGGUCUCACACCGGCGCAUGUGCAACGUGCGGACAAGUACGGCGGCGGGUUCUUUAUAAAUGUCGAAGGAAUGCACCACUUGCACUGCCUGAACCUCGUUCGGAAGUCACUGUAUUACAACUAUGAGUAUUACAAAGAUCUCGGCACGCACGCGUUCAAGAACGAAGAAAGAAUACUCCAACUUCAUAUCAGCCACUGUGUCGAUAAUCUUCGUCAAGUUCUUAUGUGCAAUGUCGAUACCGGUGUCCUUGGCCAGGUCUGGGCCCACCCCGACAACCCUUCAGCCUUCCCUGAUUUCAACACCGACCACAAGUGCAAGAACUAUGAUGCAGUGAGGUUGUAUGCGGAGAAGAUACAGGCACCGCCCGAUGAGAAGCUGCCACCGGGGUAUCUCAAGCACCCGAGCGAUGGAGAUGUCCUCCCGUCGACACCUUGA